Messenger RNA from Dendronephthya gigantea, 1795 nucleotides. Its product is annotated as MORN repeat-containing protein 1-like. The coding region runs from base 102 to 1655 and encodes 517 amino acids. NCBI's taxonomy places the organism in Eukaryota, Metazoa, Cnidaria, Anthozoa, Malacalcyonacea, Nephtheidae. The record is from RefSeq and is a predicted model, not a curated record. The transcript is spliced from 13 exons.
UACGUAAAUAUGGCGGCUAAAAUUGCUAAAGUGGUUUUUACGGGGCUUUCAGUAUCUUCUUGUCUAAAUCUUCCACUGAAAUAUUAAUAAUAUAUUCAAAUAUGGCUACUGCUGUUACAAACACAACAGCAAAGGCAAUCGGAAGCUAUGUGGGUGAAACAAAAGGGCAGAUUCGAGAUGGUUUUGGCGUUUAUCAUUAUCCAAACAAGUUCUUCCGUUACGAAGGUGAAUGGAAAGAAGGCCAGAAAAAUGGUCAUGGUCGAUUAAUGAUGGCAGAUGGUAGUUUUUAUGAGGGAGCAUUCAAAAAUGGUGAAAUUACUGGUCAUGGUUACAGAACAUGGGCACAUACUAAGAAUGCAUAUACUGGGCAAUUUGAACGUGGUGAGCUGUGUGGUACUGGUGUAAUGGUUUACGGAAAUGGUGAUAAAUAUGAAGGAGGGUGGCAAAAUAACAGAAGAGAAGGUGAAGGUGAAAUGAAAGAAGCAAAUGGCAGUGUUUAUAAAGGUUCAUUUUAUCAACACAAAAAGCAUGGGAGAGGCUAUCAACUUUACAGUAAUGGUGACCAAUAUGAUGGUGAAUGGGUGAAAGGGAUGAAACAAGGGCAUGGUACAAUGAAAUAUUCUGAUGGAACAAUAUAUGAUGGGCAGUGGAGAGAUGACACUUACAAUGGACAGGGCAGUAUUGUUCACAUUUCUGGUGUGCUAUAUGAAGGAAUAUGGGUUGCUGGAAGACCAGCCAUUGAGGCUUUCACUUUGGCUUUCAAUGGAUCAAAUGUGAUUGAGAUAGAUCAAGACAAACCCUUUGGCAUUGAGAUAUUCUGUCAAACUGUUGAUGGUGAAGUGGCUAAUGAUGAUGGUCGUCUUCUCCAAAUAUCAGCUGGUGUCAAAGUCUCAAAUAAACGUUUUUCAACUGAUGGAAAGCCAAGUGAACAUGAGAUUUUUUCUACUCCAUUUGAUUUUGAUGCAGAACCAUACCCACUUACAGAAAUCCCCACAGAUUGCGAGCCUUUGAACAUUCUUGGUAGAAAUGAUCCACCUUCACCAAUAAUGGAGUCAGAUGACAAAAACACAUCAGAACAGAACCGACCAGGCCAGGAUGACCACUUUAAAACAAAUUUUAGUCCUCCAUCCACAGCAGCUGGUAAUUUGAUGUCAUCCAGGCCAGACAGUGUACGUCAUUCAUCCUCAUUGGCAACGGAUGGUGAGGGAGCACCAGAGGGUAUGAGCAGUAGUUCACAGGGAUAUUUAUUUCCAAUAGUCCCGACAAUUCGUACAGUCAACGGCCGCGCUACAUUUGAAAAUCUUUACCUUCCGCCUUGUUCUCGUACUUAUUCUUUAACAUUUGAGGAUAGAGAAAUUCUGGAUGGUCGAUCAAGUCAAGGACAAAAGUCAAAGCGAAGCAGUAAAAAGGGGAGUGUUCAACACAGCUUAACUGACAUGACAGAAAUAAAAGAAGGAAGACGCAAAAAAGAAAAGAAAGAUGAAAAACACAACCAUGAAGAAAAAGCAAAAUUCUGCAAACCAGGAGAUUAUGUCGUCAUCGUUAAAGAAGUUACCAAUCCUCCGUUUCUUGGCUCACUCUUACAACCAGCAUACUGUCAUGUUAAGGUGAAUGCUAAGCAGAAAAGAGCGAAAAGUAAAAUGGAUAGAAAAUGAAGAUUUGAGAUAUAAGUAAAACGACCAUCACAAAGAAAGUGGUACAAUUCAAGAAAUAACAUUUAAAGAUACGAACAAAGAAAUCCUGUGAAUAAAAAGUUUAAAUGUAAUAAUAUGUUGUAGAUAAAACAGAGUAAUAA